Messenger RNA from Prunus armeniaca (apricot), 330 nucleotides. NCBI's taxonomy places the organism in Eukaryota, Viridiplantae, Streptophyta, Magnoliopsida, Rosales, Rosaceae. The record is from the annotation of a GenBank genome assembly.
AUGUGCCCGAAGAAGGGAUUGGAAACCUCACAUUACUCCAAGUGCUCUCAAUUAAAAAUUGCCCUAAUUUGGUAUCAGCACCAGAUCAAGGGAUGGGUCGCCUCAUCUCCUAACAGAGACUGCAUAUUUCAAAUUGUCCUAAAUUGGCGUCACUACCAGCAGGGCUUCGUUGCCUCAGCUCCUUACAGGAACUGCAAAUUUGGGAUUGCCCGAAAUUGGCGUCACUACCAGAAGGGAUGGGCAACCUCAAAUCACUUCAGCUGCUUCAGAUAUGGGAUUGCCCUAAUUUGGCAUCACUCCCGGAAGGGCUUCGUUGCCUCGCCUCAUUAG